Molecule: messenger RNA, 582 nt
Organism: Nerophis lumbriciformis (worm pipefish)
Lineage: Eukaryota; Metazoa; Chordata; Actinopteri; Syngnathiformes; Syngnathidae
Source: RefSeq, a predicted model, not a curated record
AUGAGAAUCGUACUAUUAGGCGCUCCGGGUUCCGGUAAGGGGACCCAGGCAGCCAUACUAAAAGAUCAAAUGGGCAUCCCCCAUAUAUCCACUGGGGACCUGCUGCGUGGAGCAGUCAAAGCGGGCACAGAGCUUGGUAAGCAGGCUGAGGCGAUCAUGGCCCGAGGCGAUCUAGUUUCCGAUGAAAUCAUGCUCGGUAUCAUCCGCAGUCGGCUCGGCGAAGACGAUGCUCAGAACGGAUUUAUCCUCGAUGGCUAUCCGCGUAAUCUGGUUCAGGCCAAGGCACUAGACGGUGUACUGGAAGAACUGGAAUUCCCGGUAGAAGAGGCGAUUCAGAUUGAUGUUGACCACGAGGGUAUCGUCGAGCGGCUGGCCAAACGGGCUGAGCUAGAGGGCCGCGCCGAUGACGACGCCGACGCAGUUCGUCACCGCCUCAAUGUCUACGAAGAGCAGACCGCGCCGGUUAUUGAUUACUAUGGCGACCAGGGAAAGUUGAGCCAGGUCUACGGCGUUGGCUCAAUCGAAGAAAUUUCUGCGCGCAUCCUCGGAGUUCUGAGAAUCGCUGGGCAGGAGCGAUCCUGA